AUGUCUGCUUGGUGUAAGAAGCCCAGAGACGUACUGAGGAGUCGAGACUCGGAGGCGGCGGCGGCGGCGAGCCAGGCAGCGAGCGCCGUGCUGGAGCGAGCGUCGCAGCCCCGAAGCUCCUUCAUCCUGAUCACAGACGGCAGCGCCUUUUCCAUUUCGCUGACAAAGGAUCUGGGGGAACGUGGAGCUCCUGGAGGCGUGUCCGUCCUGACCGUGGCGGGGGAUGCGAGUGCGAACCAGACCAGAAUAAACCUCCUUGGGGUCAUUCAGAUAGGGCGCCAGAUCCAGAAAGCGUCCUGGAGAUCGACGGUGGUCGUGGCCAGCAGCGACCUCCUCUUCCUCACCGUCUUCGCCGAAGCCGCCGACGAAGGGCGCCUGGUGGGGAGCGAGACCCGGGUCCUCGUCGUGACCUCGCUGGCGCUCCCGGAGGUGCGGAGCCUCCUCGGGCAGAGCUGGGUCUUCUCCAUGUGCAACGCCAUGCUGCUCAACCUCCCCCGAGACGCUGCCGACUCCAGGCACAACCUGUUCGCACACCUGCCUUAUGGACCGACCGGCCCGCACUUGUCCCGCGUCGCCUCCUGGACGUCCGCCUCGGGCCUCAAGUUCAAGUCCGAGGUGCCGCUCUUUCCGCCCAAGUUCGACAAUUUCUACGGGGCGCCCCUGAACAUGACGGUGCACCCCUUCCCGCCAUAUUGGAUGGAGGUUGAGAGCGGGCGUCCAGAUGGCAGCACCGUCAAGAGGAUCGCCGGGAGGGACUACACGAUGCUGGAGACGAUGGCGCAGGCACUCAACUUCACCAUUUCUGUUAUGCCUGAUGCAGAUUGGGAAGAGGCGAGAGAGCUCAUGUGCUUCCACCCGAGCAACAUGAUCGAGGCGCCCUCUCGCUCCUCCAGGUGA
Penaeus vannamei (Pacific white shrimp) is the source of this 897-nucleotide messenger RNA. NCBI's taxonomy places the organism in Eukaryota, Metazoa, Arthropoda, Malacostraca, Decapoda, Penaeidae. The record is from RefSeq and is a predicted model, not a curated record.